Messenger RNA from Tribolium madens (black flour beetle), 3176 nucleotides. RefSeq lists its product as uncharacterized. Gene Ontology annotation, cellular component: cytoplasm. The record is from RefSeq and is a predicted model, not a curated record. Gene Ontology annotation, biological process: axon guidance. The transcript has 8 exons. Lineage: Eukaryota; Metazoa; Arthropoda; Insecta; Coleoptera; Tenebrionidae. The coding region runs from base 70 to 2376 and encodes 768 amino acids. Gene Ontology annotation, molecular function: guanyl-nucleotide exchange factor activity.
UCUAGUAUAGUGUGUUGUAUUUGGUGCACAAUAAAAUAAUUAUUUAAGUUAAAAAUUUAUGUGAUUUUCAUGUCAAAUGGUAUGGUAAAGACGAUAAUUACCUACUUUGAAAAUUUGUCAUCUUCUAUGGAUUCUGCAAAUAAUGGUUUAAUUAGAAAAGGAAGCAAUAAAUCCAAUCCUGAUAAUAGUGCAAGCAAAGUUAAACAAAUUGUAAACGAUUUCACAGAGAUUAAAAGACCUAUUAAAAACAGAGGUAUUGAGAACAACGCUUCUAAUACUUACAAAACAACCUCAAGAGGUAGUGCAAUUUCAAGAGAAGAUAUCAACAAUUAUCACAAAGGUCUAAGAAAUAAUUCCUUGAGAAGAAGCAAAAAUUCCUUAUGCAAAAUGAAAAAGCCACCAUUCGAAGAGAACUCUUCACCUAACAAAAAUGGUUUCACCGAUCGACAACAGAAAUACGAAUCACUUGCUAAAGAGGCCAUUGAAACAAAAGUAAAUAAAGAAAGGCUCAAACAAAAUGAAAUCGCAAACGAAAACUCUACUAACGAAACUAAUGGACAACAGGAACAAGUAACAGAAGACUUAAAUUUAAGUGACAAAAACGGAAAUGAUGACAAACUGCUGCAAAAACAAGAGGUAGACGAACCGCAUCAGCAAAGACAACAAAGUGAAGACUCAAGACAAAUAGUGGAAACAAGAAGAUAUGACACUUUAUACGACUCAGAAAAAGAAAGAGAAGAUGAAGAUGGUGAAAGUAGUGAUGACAUGUUUGGUUUUAAUAACUUUGAUGGAGAACAAGGUGAUAACUAUAUAAUCGAGACUUAUAAUGAUGAAGGUAAAGAACUUAUUAUCACAACAUUGGAAAUAACACGACGUACUGUGGAAGGAGAUGAAUGCGAAGAUAGUAUUAGAAGUCUAAUACAGAAUUCUGAUUAUGUUUUUCACACAGAAGAAUCAGUUACAGAGAAAGACAUUAUUGACGUAAAUGAAGUAUCCAUAUGUGAAAGUAUAAUUAACAAGUGUAUGAAAACAUCCAUGAGUGUGUCUACUUGGUUACCUCAUGAUGUUUCCGACGAUGAGGAAUUUUCAUCCGAAAGUAAUAAAUGCAACGAAGUUAAAACAAGACAAGAUGGAUUCUACGUAAAAGAUGACGACGAUGAUGUUCAUUCAACUUGUACUUUUCGCGGUUGUUUAGAUUCAAAUCGGGAAAAGGGAGAUAAUUUCUACCAUAACACAACACCCUCAUUUGAUUCUGAAGAAACAAAUGCUGCAGAUAAAAGGGAUGAUCCUGAAACUUCAAAUAAAAGUAAAGAGAAAAAAGAAAAAAUUAAUUAUAUUAUAGAAGAAAUCAUAAAGACUGAAGAGUUAUAUAUUAAUGGCUUGGACAUAAUAGUUAAUAAUUACAUGCCAUUUCUUAUGAAGGAAACCCCACUUGAUCUUAUUGGAAAGACUACCUACAUAUUCGGGAAUAUUGAAUUAAUCUACGAGAAUGCUAAACAAUUUCUUCUUUUAUUACAGGAAACUGGACUAGAUGCUGAAAAAAUUGCACAGUUAUUUAUUGACAAUGUUAAAAUGUUUGAACUAUACCCCUUAUAUUCAAAAAAUAAACCAACAGCUGAUAAAGUCCUUAAGGAGUUCGAUGAAUUUGUAAAACGAAGACAAAUACAACUAAAGGAUAAAUUAGGGUUGGCUAGUUAUUUGCUAACUCCUAUUCAACGAUUGGGAAAAUAUGUUUUGUUGUUGGAACAAAUUCAGAAAGAAUUAGACAAAAAACAACAAUCUUUAGUACAAAUUAAAAAGGCUGUUAGUGUCAUACGAGGUGUUAUGAGAAAAGGAAAUGAUUACAUUGCUAUAGACUCAAUUAAACAAAGCACAAUUGACUUAAGGUUACAAGGAUCGUUCAUAAUGAGAACGCUUUUUACUAUUACCAAACCAAGGAAGUUUCUAUCUAUGGUAUUUUUAUUUGAAAAUGUAAUCGUCUUUACAGAAAAAUCUCCUAAAAACGUAGAAGAGUUUAAGUAUGUGGACAAUAUACAAAUGAGUGACCUGGCUUUAAGGAUAUUUGAAGACAAACCAAACGUUUUCCACUUAACAAAUUAUACUAAAUCAAAAAAAGCAAUUCAGGAUGCGACCUAUGUUCUGGAAGCAGAAUCACCAAGAAUUAAAAACGAAUGGACUUCAGCAAUUGAAAGUAAAUUGUGGCUGCAAUUAGAAAAUGCAAAAGAGCUUCAGAAAAAAGUAAGUUAUUGUGAUCACAGACACCAAAAAAAAUUAUUAGGUUCAGUUAAAGAUGGAACUAGAAGUCUGGACAGAAAUCAAAGAAAACUUGGGCGCACUAAGUCAAGAUCAACAUUUUAUGCCCAAACAGAUACAUGACAGAAGAUUCUUAUUUAUUCUUAUUCUAAAUCUAGUCAGUGUUACCUUCAUUUUUUCACAGUAUAUUGUAUUUGAUGUACAAAAACUUGAUAAGUUACUAAAAUUGUCACAAAUGUUUAAACGUUAGGUUUUAAAGUACGAGUAAAUACGACUUAAAUACUCGUAUUUAAUGCACAAUACUAGGCAAGUCUCAGCAUCAUAUACGCAUAAACUUAGGGAAUAAUAAACAGUUCAUGCCAAAUUGUAACUAAUAGUGAAAAUAAUUCUAGUCUUUUGAUUACCGAUAUAUUCCGUGAUAUUAAACACUAUUAAACUAUUAAACUUUUAAAUUUUGAAUAAUUUGAAAUGCCGGUACUACAUUUGACGACGCCAUGUCUGUCGAAUGCGGAAUUAAUUAGUUUUCUUUUUUUGAAAUAGUGCGGUUUUUAUUUUUAUCAUAUUAGCUCCCUAAACAAAAUGUUUCAUUUAACUUAUUUUGCACUUUUAUUAAAUAUUAUUCAUAACAUUGCAUUCUCCACGUUUAUUAGUAUGUGUUAAGACUCACCCUGUAAACUCGUAUAUAGGUGAUUUUAAAGUAUGUGCAAAUAUUUUAACAGGUGAUAAUAGACCUCAAAAGAUGUCGAAACAAUUCAUCUUGCCCUAUCUGAAUGUUUAUACUUUUUGAGAUAUAGCGAGAUGUAGCGCAGUCUAUAACUUCACCGAUUCAAAUUGCAAACAGGUAUGAUCUUUGAGGUUAGCUCUUCAAAAUCUAUGGGUGCGUCAGAACUCGCGCCCCAGAGAAAAAUUUCAAAUAAGAUAAG